Messenger RNA from Asparagus officinalis (garden asparagus), 1497 nucleotides. RefSeq names its product probable mitochondrial adenine nucleotide transporter BTL1. Gene Ontology annotation, biological process: transmembrane transport. Bases 180 to 1280 code for a protein of 366 amino acids. Lineage: Eukaryota; Viridiplantae; Streptophyta; Magnoliopsida; Asparagales; Asparagaceae. The record is from RefSeq and is a predicted model, not a curated record. The transcript is spliced from 5 exons.
CUUGAAAUAAAAAAAGGCGAGAUUUUUUUUUUUUUGUUUCACCUCUCCUUUUUUCAAAUAAAAAGUUCUUUUCGUUCGGUGCACAAUCUCAAAAAACACUUCAUGGGUUUCGAAUCUUAGGCUUCACUUCUCUCUCUUCUGUCCAAAAGCAGAAGGCAUUCAAACAUCUGAGAGGUACAAUGGAUUUGGAAUCGGCGUCUCGGAAGAAAAAGCAGCUUCUGCUUCUUUUGGAUCCUCCCAUUAGUUUGGAUAUGGCGAUUCCAAAGGAGUUCCACUCCGAUAAACACGCCGCCGCCGCCGCCGCCGGAGGAGGCGGCGGAGGUCUCUGCCUCCAGCUUCGGGUCCCCAACGUUGGGCAAUCGAUGAAGAGCUUCUUUAAGACUAGAGAAGUUGGAGAGUUUGUCAGUGGGGCAUUAGCUGGUGCAAUGACAAAAGCUGUUCUUGCUCCUUUAGAGACCAUCAGGACUAGAAUGGUUGUUGGAGUUGGAUCUAAACAUAUUGUGGGCAGUUUCAUAGAGAUUAUGGAAGAGAAUGGUUGGCAGGGGCUAUGGGCUGGAAACGCCAUCAACAUGCUCCGCAUAAUCCCUUCUCAGGCAAUUGAGUUCACAACGUUUGAAUGUGUCAAAAGGACAUUAACAACAGCACAAGAAAAAUGGAAAGAAAAUCCAAAGCUCCAGAUUGGUAAUAUUAACAUAGACCUCUCCUUUCAGUGGAUUUCUCCUUUUGCUGUUGGUGGCGCAGCUGCCGGCAUAGUGAGCACACUCGUGUGCCAUCCUCUUGAAGUAAUCAAGGAUCGUUUGACUGUGAAUCGAGAGCUUUACCCCAGCAUUACCCUUGCUUUCAAAAAGAUAUGUAAAGAUGACGGCAUAGGCGGGCUCUAUGCUGGUCUUUCGCCUACACUUAUGGGAAUGCUUCCUUAUAGUACUUGCUAUUAUUUCAUGUACGAGACACUGAAGACUAGUUACUGUAAAGCCAAUAACAAAAAGUCUUUGAACCGUGCAGAACUACUAAUAAUUGGAGCGCUCUCAGGUUUCACUGCGAGCACAAUAAGUUUCCCUCUGGAAGUAGCUCGCAAGCGAUUAAUGGUCGGAUCUCUGCAAGGCAAAUGCCCUCCUCACAUGGUCGCUGCCCUUUCGGAGGUCAUCAAAGAACGAGGCAUCCUCGGCCUCUACAGAGGAUGGGGAGCAAGUUGUUUGAAGGUCAUGCCUUCAUCAGGCAUCACUUGGAUGUUUUAUGAAGCUUGGAAAGAUAUCCUUCUUGUUGAUCGACACAAGAUAUAGCAAACAUUAUGUGAAAGAAUAAACCUUACUGUUUCUGUGUAAUUUUCUUGCUGCUGAUUUUAUUGUGGCAGCAACUGGGCUCUCCAUCCAAGGUAAAAUCUGGAUGUUUGAGGGGAAAGAUUGACAAUUUGUGGUAACUUGGAACUUGUAUGAACAAUUGAGCGGAUAAGAUUGAGAAAACUGAAGAUUAAUAGAGUUAAAUUUUGUUGCGGCUUAA